Molecule: messenger RNA, 992 nt
Organism: Saprolegnia parasitica CBS 223.65
Lineage: Eukaryota; Oomycota; Saprolegniomycetes; Saprolegniales; Saprolegniaceae
Exons: 7
Coding region: 1-924 (307 amino acids)
Source: RefSeq, a predicted model, not a curated record
AUGCUGCGCCACGGACCCUUGAAGCCGACGCGCCUUGGCCGCCUUGCGGCGCGGACGCAGAGCACGCUCGCCCACACGAUCGUGGGCGGUACGACGCUGGAUGCCUCCAAGAAGACCAUCUUCAUCAUGCAUGGCAUUCUUGGCAAUAAGGGCAACUGGGGCACGUUCUGCCGACGCAUCGUUAACACGUACCCAAACUGGCAAGUUGUCGCGAUUGACCACCGCGCCCACGGCGAGAGCCCGUCGUUUAGCCCGCCGCACAACCUCGGCGCGUGCGCGCAAGACGUCAUCGACCUCUCGGACGCGCUUGGCGUGACGCCGGACGUUGUCGCCGGCCACUCGUUUGGCGGCAAGGUGGCCUUGACGUACCUCGACGCGUGCCGUCGCCAGCACCGCAGCGUGCCCCGCGAUACAUGGGUCCUCGACGCCCUGCCAGGCUGCGCACAAACCGACUACGUGGCGCGGACGCAAGAGGUCAGCUUUAGCUCGACGGACCACGUGCUUCCAGCGCUCCUCAGCGUGCCGCUGCCGAUCAAGUCCAAGCGCGAGCUUGUCGCUGUCCUGGAAGCCAAGGGCUUCGAGACGGGCCAGGCGCAGUGGAUGACGACCAACCUCAAGCCGACGGCCGCCAACGCCGACGAGUUUGAGUGGAAGAUGGAUCUCCCGGUGAUCGACGUGCUCUUCAAGGCGUUCCUUGCCACCGACUGCUGGCCGAUCCUGGCGCACCCGCCGCCGGCCACGUCGAUCCACUUUGUCCGCGCCGAGUACAACAAGUUUUGGACGCCAACCGUCCUCGACCGGUUCGACGCGCUGCCGUCGCGGGACCGUGUCCAUGUGCAUUUGCUGCCCAAGUCGGACCACUGGGUGCACGUCGACAACCCAAACGGGCUCUUUGCGCUUCUGUCGGCGAGCUUGGCGGAGUAGAGAGCUGCUUCGCAGUCAAAAGUGAAUCAUUGUAUUCUCCACUCGUCUUACGAAGUUGAUAAUUCCCC